Messenger RNA from Lichtheimia ornata, 597 nucleotides. RefSeq lists its product as uncharacterized. NCBI's taxonomy places the organism in Eukaryota, Fungi, Mucoromycota, Mucoromycetes, Mucorales, Lichtheimiaceae. The coding region runs from base 1 to 597 and encodes 198 amino acids. The record is from RefSeq and is a predicted model, not a curated record. The transcript has a single exon.
AUGAUGAUGAUCCCUAAUACAUGGAUUGGUCUUUUUGCAGCAAUGACCCUGAUGGUGGUGCAUGCUGCACCUGCACCUGCAGCCGAUGAAGUGAUCCAGAUGAUUCAUGCACAAAGCCUCUCGGAGAUGAAACAUGAUGCUGCUAUUGAGGCAUCAGCUGUUGUCCCAAUGCUGCGCUUGGGCAAAGAUGGUUUACCACGAGGAGGAGGAGCUGCUGGCCAAGUAGCAGCUGCAAGCAACAGCAACAAUCAUAACCUUGCCGGUGUCCAUAACAAUCGCUUUAAUCCCAUCAACCUUGUACCUGUACCUCCCACACGUCAACAACGCCAAGAUACCGGUCAUCGCCAUGACGACGGCAAUGUGGUUGCCAUGGAUGAUUUAGGUCGUAUCAAGCAUUUUGAUUUGCCAGUAACCGUACAAGAUGUGGUACCAUCCUCAGCCCCUGCUAUUGCAACUGUAUCACCAUGGAUGGCAGUGGCUCCUCCUCAUGAUGGAAGAAAACACGUGCUUGGCAUGGAAGAUAAUGGCUUACUGCAGACCCUCCAUGUUCCCGUAACAGCUUCCAAUUCGGCGCCUGCUCCGACUAGCAUGAUUUAA